CUUUACUUGGGGGCUUCAACACAAAAGGCAUUUACUUCCUCCUUUGAGUUUGCUUUCUUUUCUACCCCGUCAGUCUCCCCUCCCCUCCUCGCUCCCCACGCUACUGUCACAUUCAUUUAAAGAGGCGUCGAGUCAGAGCAUAUACCCAACACGUCACAAACAGUCCAUCUCGCCGUCGGUUGGGCCUGACAACCCCCACCAAGAGCGCGCCCAUCAUGGCGGGAACAACGUUGUCGCCGCUGCGCAUGCUCCUCUGCGCAGUCUUCCUCUUCACAGCACAUGUCUAUGCUGCCUCAGCAGUUCUAGGCGUCGACCUGGGCACGGAAUAUAUUAAAGCUUCCCUGGUCAAGCCCGGAAUUCCUCUCGAUAUCGUCCUCACCAAGGACUCGCGACGAAAAGAGAUCUCGGCUGUCGCUUUCAAGCGCCCCCAGAAUGGCCCCAAGAAGGGCGACUUCCCCGAACGUCUCUACGGCUCUGAUGCCAUUGCGCUUUCCGCCCGAUUCCCCGGCGAUGUCUACCCGAACCUCAAGACCCUCCUCGGCCUCUCCGUCGACAGCCCGCCUGUCCAGGAGUACGCUGCCCGGCACCCCGCCCUGCAGCUCGAGAGCCACAAGGUCAAGAACACUGCCGCUUUCAAGAGCAAGGAGGCAUUCACACCAGAAGAGCAGGCAUGGCUGGUAGAGGAGCUGCUGGCCAUGGAGCUGCAGAGCAUACAGAAGAACGCCGAGAACAUGGCCGGCCCCGGAACGUCGAUUCGCUCCGUCGUCCUCACAGUCCCAGCAUUCUAUACUAUCGAGGAAAAGCGAGCUGUCGAGACGGCUGUUGAGCUGGCUGGCCUGAAGACCCUCUCCCUAAUCAGCGACGGGCUGGCUGUCGGUGUGAACUACGCGUCAAGCCGGACUUUCCCCACCAUCAACGAGGGCGGGAAGGCCGAGCACCACAUGGUUUUCGACAUGGGUGCAGGAUCCACCAAGGCCACCAUUCUGAAGAUGCAGGGUCGCUCUGUCAAGGAUGUCGGCAAGUUCAACAAGACUGUCCAAGAGGUGCUUGUUAUGGGAAGUGGCUGGGAUCGAUCGCUCGGUGGCGACGCCCUAAACGCGGUCAUCGUGGACGACAUGGUUGAGAAGUUUGUCGAGUCCGCCGCCGCCAAGAAGGUCGGAGCAACAGUCGAGGGCGUCAAGGCACAUGGCAGGGCCAUCGCGAAGCUGUCCAAGGACGCCGAGCGUUUGCGACAUGUCCUUAGUGCCAACCAGAACACGCAGGCCAGCUUCGAGGGCCUGUACGAGGACGUUGACUUCAAGUACAAGAUUACACGUGCCGAGUUCGAGGCCAUGGUCGAGGCGCACGCCGCCAGGGUUGGUGUUGCAAUUCAGGGCGCACUCGACAUGGCUGGUCUGAAGGUUGACGACCUCGACUCGGUCAUUCUCCAUGGUGGAGCUACGAGAACGCCGUUCGUGCAGAAGGAGCUGGAGAAGGUAUUUGGCAACGGGGACAAGAUCCGUACCAACGUCAACUCUGACGAAUCCGCCGUUUUUGGUGCCGGCCUACGCGCAGCUGAGCUCAGCCCCAGCUUCCGCGUCAAGGAGAUAAGAAUCUUUGAAGGUGCUGCCUAUCCUGCUGGCAUCAAGUGGGUCGAUGGCAAGGGCAAGGCUCGUCACCAGCGUCUCUGGACUCCCACGUCCCACCUCGGCGCAACAGCAAAGGAAGUUACCUUCAACAACAAGGAUGACUUCUCCGUCGAGUUUUAUCAGGAAACACCUGCCCUGGCAUCUGAUGUCACACCGGGUGUUGAGGAGAAGAUCACCAAGACAUUCAACACCAAGAACCUGACCGAGACUGUGGCUUCGAUGAAGGAGAAGUAUUCUUGCGAGCCUAGCGACGUCCAAUUCAAGUUCGGUGUACGCCUCUCGGGCGAGAACGGUGAAGUCGAGGUUACUAACGCCUAUGUGGAAUGUGAGGCUGAAGUUGUUGAAAAGGAGAGCUUGAUUGAUGGAGUUAAGAACAUGUUCGGGUUUGGAAAGAAAGACGAGCAGAAGCCUCUUGCCGAUGGCGAGUCUCCUGAUUCUGCGGAGGGGGCCUCAACGGAGUCUGCCGAGUCUUCCAGCUCGACCACAUCGACAGACACUACUGAAUCGACGUCCACCAGCUCGACCACCUCUUCGGCGGCCACCACCGAGACUGCGGAAGCCAAAGAAGGCAAGAAGACGAAGAAGAUUGUGUCCAUCCCUGUCAAAUUCGAGCUGGAGAAGUCAGGCGGUGCCCAACUCGACAAGCUUGAUAUCCUGCAGUCCAAGGACCGCCUGAAGGCUUUUGAGUCAUCCGAUAAAGCUCGUCGCCAGCGCGAAGAAGCCCUGAACCAGCUCGAAGGCUUCACCUACAAGAUCCGCGACCUGCUCGAGAGCGAGUCGUUUAUCGCUGCGUCUACUGACAAGGAGCGCAAGACACUCGAACAAAAGGGCAGCGACGCCAGUGACUGGCUUUACGGUGACGGUGCGGAUGCCUCCAAGGACCAGUUGAAGAAGCGAAUCAAGGAGCUGCAGGAUAUCGUAACACCCAUUCAGAACCGCAUCGAGGAGGCUACCGAGCGGCCGCAGCUUCUGGAGGGUCUCAAGAAAGCCCUAAAGCAGACGGAUGAAUUUGUGAAGGACAUCAAGCAGAAGAUCGCUGAGGUAGAGGCCUGGUCAUCGUCACAGUCAGCAUCGGCUACCGCCUCGUCUGAGUCCUCCACCGUUACAGCUGCUCCAUCCGACGACUUUGCUGACCUUGAAGACGACUCGACGACCUCUACCACCAAGUCUCCCACUAUGGAAGACGUCACCAAGGACCGAGGCCCAGUGCCCCCACUGUAUACUCUCGAAGACCUCAAGGAGACUGAGGACCUCUUCGUCAAAAUCACGGCCUGGCUGGAGAAGAAGGAGCCCGCUCAAGAAAAGCUCGGUGCCACAGAUGAUCCAGUUCUCACCGUCAAGUCUCUCAAGGAGUGGCGCGAGAAGCUGGACAAGGCUGGCCAGGACCUGGCCCUGAAGAGCGUGAACAACUUCAAGAAGAAGAAGGCCAGCUCAUCCAAGACCAAGAAGUCCAAGGCCACCAAGUCCAAGACGACGCCUGGGUCUGAGCAGACUAUCGAGAUCGGCAAGGACGGCAAGAUGCCCAGCGAGGAGGAGCUUCAGGAAAUGAUCAAGAAGCUCACGGAGGAGGCUGCCGCAAGAGAGGCAGCAGAGAAGAACAACGAAGAGACGGGUAGUGAGGAGAAGAUGAAGGAUAGUGAUGAGCAUAAGCGGGAUGAGCUGUGAGCUAUAGUUGCCGUUAGAUGCGCCCGGCUCAGGCAUUGCAUUUAGAUAACAAAUGAAGAUUCACUUGCGAGUUAUGUA
Diaporthe batatas is the source of this 3371-nucleotide messenger RNA. RefSeq lists its product as uncharacterized. Bases 216 to 3293 code for a protein of 1025 amino acids. The transcript has a single exon. Gene Ontology annotation, cellular component: endoplasmic reticulum chaperone complex. Lineage: Eukaryota; Fungi; Ascomycota; Sordariomycetes; Diaporthales; Diaporthaceae. Gene Ontology annotation, biological process: negative regulation of hypoxia-induced intrinsic apoptotic signaling pathway; cellular response to hypoxia; endoplasmic reticulum unfolded protein response. Gene Ontology annotation, molecular function: ATP-dependent protein folding chaperone; ATP binding. The record is from RefSeq and is a predicted model, not a curated record.